CAACUUUGUUGUCAUGCUCGGCUUUGAGGGUGAAUUCACGCCGGUGAAUGGACGUUCAUGUUGAAACACAAACAAACAAAGAUAUAAACACACUCCACACACUGUGAACGGUCUUCUGCGCUGUCACUGCUCCGUUCAGCCAUGUUCCACAACAGCUCACAGAGGAAAUACUGGAUCUUCAGGAGUGAGGACGAGCUCGAGAACAUGCGACGCAGCGCGAACCAGAAAUUCCGCAACAAGAUACUGGACAGUGGGAAGAGUGCAGUGAGUGAAUCCAUGUUCCUCGAGCGCCAUGAGGAAGACGUCCUAUUUAAACACUAUGAGCGGAGGCUGCUGGACUUCUGCAACGCUUUUAAGCCUGUCAUGCCCAAGUCUGUGGUGGGUACAGCCAUGAUGUACUUCAGAAGAUUCUACUUGAGUAACUCCAUCAUGGAGUACCAUCCUCGCAUUAUCAUGCUCACGUGUGCGUACCUGUCCUGUAAGGUGGACGAGUUCAACGUGUCCUGCACUCAGUUUGUGGGCAACCUCCUGCAGGAGACCCCGGCAGGUCAGGAGAGGGUCCUGGAGCAGAUCCUGGAGUUUGAGCUGCUGCUAAUCCAACAGCUCAAUUUCCACCUGGUGGUCCACAACCCCUACAGACCCAUGGAGGGUCUGCUCAUCGACCUCAAGACCAGAUACCCCAUGCUGGAGAGCCCAGAGUCUCUGAGGAGGAGUGCAGACGACUUCCUGACGCAGGCGUCCAUGACGGACGCUGGGCUGCUGUUUCCACCCUCCCAGAUCGCACUGACGGCUAUUGUGAACAGCGCUUCACGAGCCGGGCUUCACAUGGAGAGCUACCUGACAGAAUGCUUAGGGCUGAAGGAGGACAUCUCAAAGAUGUACGACUCCAUGAGACGGAUGAAAACCCUGCUGAAGAAGUAUGAACUUCCCAAACUGGAGGAGGUGAACUCUUACAAACCGAAGCUGGAGAGGAUUCAUGCUGAAUUUGGCACGGCGAGCAACAAACGUAAGAGAGGAUACGAAGACGACGGCCACGUUGCAAAAGAACCACGCUUGGUAGAAGAGGAAUGGACGGAUGAAGACCUGGUAUGAGCUCCAGGGUUGUGGAAUCAAACAAGUAUUUACUUUUCUACGUGACACUGCAGCCAAUCCUGAGUUUCCCCUUUGUUGUGCAGUAAGAAUAAAGAUAUUUUUCUACAAAA
Molecule: messenger RNA, 1202 nt
Organism: Solea senegalensis (Senegalese sole)
Lineage: Eukaryota; Metazoa; Chordata; Actinopteri; Pleuronectiformes; Soleidae
Gene: ccnh
Product: cyclin H
Exons: 8
Coding region: 142-1092 (316 amino acids)
Biological process (GO): regulation of cyclin-dependent protein serine/threonine kinase activity; DNA-templated transcription; regulation of transcription by RNA polymerase II
Cellular component (GO): transcription factor TFIIK complex; nucleus
Molecular function (GO): cyclin-dependent protein serine/threonine kinase regulator activity
Source: RefSeq, a predicted model, not a curated record